This is a messenger RNA of Fonsecaea multimorphosa CBS 102226, 555 nucleotides long. RefSeq lists its product as uncharacterized. Gene Ontology annotation, cellular component: signal recognition particle, endoplasmic reticulum targeting. Lineage: Eukaryota; Fungi; Ascomycota; Eurotiomycetes; Chaetothyriales; Herpotrichiellaceae. The record is from RefSeq and is a predicted model, not a curated record. The coding region runs from base 1 to 555 and encodes 184 amino acids. The transcript has a single exon. Gene Ontology annotation, biological process: SRP-dependent cotranslational protein targeting to membrane.
AUGACCUACUUCACAGACCUGCAUACCUACCUGCACCAGUCGUCGCUCCUCAUCCAAGCGUACCCUUCAGCACGCAUCACGACAAAAUAUGCUCUACCUCGAAAACCCAACACAAAAGCCAAAUCAAAACCUAAGGAGUCACGAGGGAAAGAUGAUCCUGUAUCUGGGGCUUCCACAACAGACACGGCUGCGACAACCUCUCCUCCAUCACAACCGCAGAGCAAGCGGGAGCGUUCUGCCGUCCUUACCUUGAAAACAUACCACGCAGAGAGCGGACUAUGCUUGAAAUACCGAACUGACAAGGCUGCCGAAGUUGGGAGGCUAUUGAAUGGACUAGGAAGACUGGCCAAAGGGGAGGUCAUUGAGAUGCCUGCUGCAGCAGCUGUCUCUGCGGCACCGGGAGCGGGCACAGGUGUAGAUGGCGAUAAGAUGGACGUCGAUGGUGGAUCCGUCGCUGCGACGACCAAGAUUGAAGACAAGGUUGUGACAGCUCCGCCAGCUGUGACGCAAGGGGGUGGAGGAGGGAAGGGAAAAAAGAAGAAAGGGAAGAAAUGA